Molecule: messenger RNA, 5400 nt
Organism: Myxocyprinus asiaticus (Chinese sucker)
Lineage: Eukaryota; Metazoa; Chordata; Actinopteri; Cypriniformes; Catostomidae
Product: NACHT, LRR and PYD domains-containing protein 12-like
Exons: 23
Coding region: 151-4752 (1533 amino acids)
Molecular function (GO): protein binding
Source: RefSeq, a predicted model, not a curated record
AUGUGUGGUGUUGGUUGAUCUCAUGUGAAAGACUGGUGAAAGUGAAACUUUCAUGGCAGGAUCCAUUUCGUAUAUAAACUGCAAGCGAGAAACCUGAGUGAGUCGGGACAAUCAGAACCUAGCAGUUUGUCUGAGAAGAGAGACAAACCAAUGGAUCCUUCACAUAACUGCAAAGAGGAAGAGUCUGUCUUUGUGCCCAGUUGGAAACCUCUGAAGUUCAGACUGAAUCAGAGAGAACCUCCUGAAACCAGCCGUGUGAACAUGAAGAGUGAAGAGUCAAUGGGUUCUCCUAUUAAGUUCACUUCAGUAAACUCCUCUGCUGAUGCUCCUGCAUUCAGUUGUGUGUCUAUGAAGAGAGAUUUGUCCAUGGAAAGUGAUAAGCCAAUGGAUCCUCCACCUAAUAUCACUUCAGGAGACCCUUCUGAUGAUGUGAGUCUGAAUCAAAGAGAAUCUCCUGAAUCCAGUUGUGUGUCCAUAAAGAGUGAUGAUGAGUCAAUGAGUCCUCCACUUAAAAUCAGUUCAGGAGACCCUUCUGAUGAUGUGAGCCUUGAUCAGAGAGAAUCUCCUGAAUCCAGUUUUGUGUCCAUGAAGACUGAUGAUCCCUCAGAGUCAAUGAGUCCUCCACUUAAAAUCAGUGCAGGAGACGCUUCUGAUGAUGUGAGUCAGAAUCAGUCAGCAUCUCCUGAACCCAGCUGUGUGUCAAUGAAGAGAGAAGAGUCAAUGGGUCGUCCACUUAUAUUCAGCUCAGUAGGCUCUUUUUUUGAUCUGAAUCUGAAUUGGAGAACAUCUCCUGAACCCAGCUGUGUGUCAAUGAAGAGUGAAGAGUCAAUGGGUCGACCACUUAAAUUCAGCUCAGUAGGCUCUUUUUUUGAUCUGAGUCUCAAUCAGAGAACAUCUCCUGAACCCAGCUGUGUGUCAAUAAAGAGUGAAGAGUCAAUAUGCCGUCCACUUAACAGUUUGGUAGACUCUUCUGAUGAUCUGAGAUAUGAACAGGAUGUUCCAGAGUACAGUAUUGAGAAGAAGCAGUUGGACUCCAUUUUUAAGGAACUUGAGCAUGAUAUGAACUCUCACAUGAAGAAAGAGCUGGAGAGGUUCAAGAAAGUACUGAGCCCAGAUUAUAGGGCUUGGUCUGAAAAAGAGGAGGAGGAAGAUGAGGAGGAUGGUCCGAGCAAAUUCAAAGAGGGGGUUCUGAAUAAAACACUUCACAUCCUGAGGAACAUGAAAAAGACAGACCUUGCCAGCAUGCUACUGACCAAACUUAUCUCUGUGUAUCAGCUAAACCUCAAAUCCAGACUAAAGGAACAAUUUCAGAGAAUAAAUGAAGGAAUGUCAAAUAAAGGAAAUUUCAUACUUCUGAAUGAGAUCUACACAGAGCUGUACAUCACAGAGGGAGGGACUGGGGAUGUCAAUAAAGAACAUGAGGUGAGACAGCUUGAGACACAAACCAGAAGACCAGUGACACAGGAAACACCAAUCAAAUGCAAUGACAUCUUUAAAGCCUUACCUGGACAAGACAAUCCCAUCAAAACUGUGCUGACUACAGGAGUCGCUGGCAUUGGAAAAACAGUCUCUGUGCAGAAGUUCAUUCUGGACUGGGCUGAAGGGAAAGCCAACCAGGACACCCAGCUCAUGCUUCCACUUUCUUUCAGAGAGCUCAAUUUGAUGAAGGAUAAAAAUAUCAGUCUGAUGGAUCUUCUUAAGCAUUUUUUCACAGAAAUGAAAGAAAUGAAAACAUUAGAUUAUCAAGACUUUAAAAUUAUUUUCAUCUUUGAUGGUCUGGAUGAGUGUCGACUACCUCUGGAUUUCUCAAACAAUCUGAUCUUGUCUAAUGUAACCGAAUCGGCCUCAGUGGACGUGCUUCUGACAAACCUUAUCAAGGGGAAUCUGCUUCCUUCUGCUCACCUCUGGAUCACCUCUCGACCGGCAGCAGCCAGUCAGAUACCUUCAGAGUAUGUUGACCAGGUCACAGAGGUACGAGGGUUCAGUGACCCUCAAAAGGACGAGUAUUUCAGAAAGAGGAUAAAUAAUCCGAGUCUAGCCAACAGAAUCAUCACACACAUUAAGUCAACAAGAAGCCUCCACAUCAUGUGUCACAUCCCAGUUUUCUGCUGGAUUUCAUCCACUGUUCUAGAGAGAAUGUUGGGUGAAGCAGAGAGUGCUGAGAUCCCUAAGACUCUCACUCAAAUGUUCACACACUUCCUGAUCUUUCAGAUAAAACUGAAUACCCAGAAGUAUGAUGGAAAAUGUGAUGUAGACCUUCAGCUUGCUAAAAAGAGUAUUAUGUCACUGGGAAAGCUGGCUUUUCAACAACUGGAAAGAGGAAACCUGAUCUUCUAUGAAAGUGACCUGAGAGAGUGUGGCAUUGAUGUCACAAAAUUGUCCAUGUAUUCAGGAGUUUGUACCCAGAUCUUCCGAGAGGAGUUUUGCCUCUACCUAGGGAAGGUGUACAGCUUUGUGCAUUUGAGCAUUCAGGAGUUCCUUGCUGCACUAUUCAGGUUUCUUUCAUUUAUUCAGGACAAAGAACACAAUUCAACAAUGAGUGAAUUUCUAAAGAGUGAAGUGGACAAAGCCUUGAAAAGUGAGAAUGGACACCUGGACCUUUUCCUUAGAUUCCUUCUGGGUCUCUCACUGGAGUCCAAUCAAAGUCUUUUACAAGGUCUACUGACACAGACAGAAAGCAGCUCUCACAGCGGACAGGACGUAAUUGAGCACAUUAAGAUGAAGAUCAGGGAGAAUCCCUCUCCAGAGAAAUCCAUCAAUCUGUUCCGCUGUCUAAAUGAGCUGAAUGAUCACUCUCUAGUACAAGAAGUCCAAUCAUACCUAAGCAGCACAGGUGCCAGUCAUCUUAUUGGAGUCAGUCUCUCUCCUGCUCAGUGGUCAGCUCUGGUGUUUGUGUUGCUGAACUCAGAAGAUGAGCUGGAUGAGUUUAAACUGAAUAAAUAUGAUCCAACAGAGGAAUGCCUUCUGAGGCUGCUGCCAGUAGUCAAAGCAUCCAUAAAAGCUGAUCUGAGUGACUGUAAUCUCACAGAGAAAAGUUGUUCAGGACUUGCCUCGGCUCUCAGCUCAAACCCUUCAAGUCUGAGAGAACUGAACCUGAGUUACAAUAACCUGCUGGAUUCAGGAGGGAAGCUGCUUUCUGCUGGACUGGAAAAUCCACGCUGUAAACUAGAGACUUUAAAAAUAUCUCACUGCAGUAUUGAAGAGAAGGGUUGUACGGCUAUGGCUUUAGCUUUGAAGUCAAACUCCACACACCUGAAAGAACUGGAUCUGAGCUACAAUAAACCAGGACAAUCGGGAGUAAUGCACCUUUCUGCUCUACUGAAGAUGCCACAAUGUAAACUGGAGAAACUACGACUGAUUAACUGCAGUUUAAACAAGAAAGAUUGUAUUGCUCUGGCCUCAGCUCUGACAUCAGACCCGUCACACCUUAAAGAGCUGAAUCUGAGCCUGAAUAAACCAGGAAACUCAGGAGGGAAGCUGCUCUCUGCUCUACUAAAUGAUCCACACUGUAAACUGGAAAAACUAGAGCUUUCUGAUUGUGAUAUUGUAGAGAAAGGUUGUGCUGUUCUGGCUUCAGCUCUGAAAUCAAACCCCUCCCACUUAAGAAAACUGGAUCUGAGCAAGAAUAAGCCAGGAAACUCAGGAGUGAAGCAGCUCUCUGAAUUAAUGGAGAAUCCACAUUGUAAGCUGGAGUCAAUAUGGCUGUCUGACUGUAGUAUAACAGAGAAGGGCUGUCGUGCUCUAGUUUCAGCUCUGAGGAUAAGCCCCUCACGCCUGACAGAACUCAAUUUGAGCAAGAAUAAUCUUGGAGACUCAGGAGUGAAGCUGCUUUCAUCUCUACUGGAAGAUCCACUCUGUAAACUGAAGAAACUAUGGCUGUCUGAUUGUAAGAUCACAGAGAAGGGCUGUACUGCUCUGGCUUCAGCUCUGAGAUCAAACCCCUCACACCUGAGAGAACUGGAUCUGAGCAACAAUAAACCAGGAAACUCAGGAGUGAAGAUGCUCUCUGAUCUGUUGGAGGAUACACAUUGUAAACUAGAGACACUAUGGCUGUCUAAAUGCAAUAUUGGAAAGGAAGAUUGUGCCUCUCUUGCAUCAGCACUCAAAUCAAACCCGUCACACCUGAGAGAGCUGAAUCUGAACUCUAACAGACCAGGAGACUCAGGAGUGGUGCUUCUUUCUGCUUUACUGGAAGAUCCACACUGUAAACUAGAGAAACUAUGUUUGCCUGACUGCAAUAUUACAAAGGAAAGUUGUGCUGCUCUGGCUUCAGCUCUGAGAUCAAACCCAUCACACCUGAAAGAGCUGAAUCUGACAGGGAACAAACUAGGAUAUACUGGAGGAAAGCUGCUCUCUGCUCUAAUAGAGGAUCCACACUGUAAACUGGAGAAACUAGAGCUGUGUAACUGCAGUAUUACAGAGGACAGUUGUGCUGCUCUGGCUUCAGCUCUGAAGUCAAACUCCUCACACAUGAGAGAACUCAAUCUGAGCAAGAAUGAUCUUGGAGACUCAGGAGUGAAGCUGCUAUCCGACCUGUUGGAGGAUGUACACUGUAAACUGGAGAGACUAUGGUUGUCUGGCUGCAAUAUAAAAAAAGAAAGCUCUGCCACUUUAGUUUCAGCUCUGAAGUCAAAAUCCUCACGUCUGAGAGAGCUGGAUCUGACAAAUAAUAAACUAAACCGUUCAGAUGUGAAGCUGCUCACUGAUCUACUGGAAGAUUCCCACUAUAAAUUGGAAAAAAUAGAUAUUUGACCUGAAACAAACAUACAUUCAUGGUGUCAACUCCCAUAAAUCUGUAAAUGAACUGCUCUGUUUCCUGAAUGACAUGGUCUGCUGGAGAAAGACUCGUACUUAUUAAGUAGACAGUGCUGGACAGUAGUAUAGUCUGGAGCUAAUGAAUUAUUGAAAUGUGAAGUUUUGGAUUUACAAACUACCUACUAUGGUUUGACUUGAUGAUAUGUACUCAAACAUUUUUGCCAGUAUGCACUUUUGGCAAAGGACAUUGAAAAGAAGCUGAACUGUGAGAGCUAAUGUUGAUUUAUGACAUUAUAUGCCUGAUGUCUAAACAAUAAGACUAUGCUUACCUAAUUUUUCUUCUAAUUUUGAAUAACCUGUCAGAUUGAUUUUUAUGAUUAUUAAUGUUUGUAUAUUCAUAUGCUUAUUGCAUUAUUAUGUGAUUUUGUCUGUAUAAGUAAUCAUUACAUGAUUAAGUUAUAAAGAUGUUAUAGGUUUAAGUAUAUAGUAUGGCUUCAUGUAUGAAUGGACUUGAAUGGAAUAAAGCACAUGAGUUGAAUGGACUACCUACAGUAUAUGCCGCUUGUUGUUGUUUUGUUUUUGUUUUUUUGUGGCUUUACAGAAGUGGUCGCUUUGAACUGCCAUUGUAUGUAAGUUGUAUGAUGU